This is a messenger RNA of Thrips palmi, 4760 nucleotides long. It is a transcript of the gene Myb, whose product is annotated as myb-related protein B. Lineage: Eukaryota; Metazoa; Arthropoda; Insecta; Thysanoptera; Thripidae. Gene Ontology annotation, cellular component: nucleus. The transcript is spliced from 15 exons. The record is from RefSeq and is a predicted model, not a curated record. Gene Ontology annotation, molecular function: DNA-binding transcription factor activity, RNA polymerase II-specific; RNA polymerase II cis-regulatory region sequence-specific DNA binding. Gene Ontology annotation, biological process: regulation of DNA-templated transcription. Bases 132 to 2705 code for a protein of 857 amino acids.
CCAAAACAGACGGCCAUAUUGAAAUUCUGUGUUGUGUUUGGUGAAAUAGAUCUCAAGAAGAAAGAUUGGAGUGUAUUUUUGUACAGUUUGGACGCCGUGGGAUGUGAUUCCUCGCCUAAAUAACCCUCAAGAUGUUGUCGUUCCCGUACGACGUCCUGCACCGCCAGGGCCAUGGUGGCGGCCGGCGCUUCCAACGCACGGUCACCGUGGUGGAGCGCCCCGAGCCGAGCGAGCGCGCCGAGCAAAGCGAGCAAAGCGAGCAAACCGAGCGCUGCAGCUCCCGGUCCGGCUACGAGAGUUCGUCCAGCGACGAGCUCUCCGACGAGUCGGCCGUCGACGAGCUGACGACGUCCCUGAGCGCCAGCGGCGCGGCUGGCAGGAAGGCCGUCAACAAGGGCCGAUGGACCAAGGAGGAGGACGCCCUGCUCAAGACGCUGGUCGAGGAGCACAGCGAGAACUGGGAGAUGAUCGCCAGCAACUUCCCGGACCGCUCCGACGUGCAGUGCCAGCAGCGCUGGCUCAAGGUGGUCAACCCGGCGCUCGUCAAGGGGCCCUGGACCAAGGAGGAGGACGAGAAGGUGCUGGAGCUGGUGGUGCGGUACGGGCCCAAGAAGUGGACGCUGAUCGCGCGGCACCUCAAGGGCCGCAUCGGCAAGCAGUGCCGCGAGCGCUGGCACAACCACCUCAACCCCAAGAUCAAGAAGACGGCCUGGACCGAGGAGGAGGACAAGAUCAUCUACCAGGCGCACCGCCAGUACGGCAACCAGUGGGCGCGCAUCGCCAAGCUGCUGCCCGGCCGCACGGACAACGCCAUCAAGAACCACUGGAACUCCACCAUGAGGCGCAAGUUCGACCCGGAGCUCCGCGCCGAGUCCACGGGUCGCGGACGGGGCCGCGGUGCGUCGCGGCGCUGCGGGGUGGCCCUGGCGUCGUCGCAGGGGCAGGCCGCCCAGGGCACCCAGGGCACGGCCUUGGUGGCGUCCACCAUGUCGCGCGGCGCCGGCAAGACGCCCAUGGCCUACCCCGCCCUGCAGCCCACGCCGGUCAGCAACACCACCACGACCACCACCGCGUCCUCCGGCUCCUCCGGCUCCUCCGGCAGCAGGUUCCUGUUCACUGAGUACGGCCUGCACGCGUACGAGAGCUCGGAGUGGUCGUCGCCUGAAGUGUACGAGCAAGCACCGAGCCGCGGCUCGACGGGCAGCCCAGUGCCCGCCGACAGCCCGCUGCACCAGCAGUUGCUGACGCCUCAGCCGCAGCAGAGGACGUCAACGUCAACGUCGCGCAUGCAAGUGUUUGGGGGAAUCAAGCUGGAGGACUCGCCGGACCCAUUCUCACCAUUCAAGUAUUUGAGUAUGCAAUCUAGUCCUUCAGAUGAAGGUUACAAUGAGUUGGAUGCAAUGAAAAUCUCACCGAAAAAGGAACCUAUUAGCACCUUUGGUCAGAUGCAGUUACUUGCAGUUACUCCAUUUUGUACAGAGUCUCCUGAAUUCAAACAUGAUAUUGUUAGCUUUCACCCUCAAGAUUCUGAACUAUCUUCAGAUUAUGCCCUAACUUCACCCCCAACUCAGUCGAUGCAGAGUAGUGGUCUUGGAGUGUCAAUAGGGUCCCCAGAUAGGCAAGCCACCCCUAUCAAACAAGUACCAUUCAGUCCUUCACAGUUUUUAAAUACACCCAAUUUAAUGGAAAUAUCGUUGACUGGAACACCUGUUCGACGGAACUUAGUCGCUGCCCAAUCAACACCUCUGAACCGUGAGGGAGACAGGGACAGGGAAGGCAGCCCCGGGCCGUUAAGUACUCCAGAACUGCUUCCAGUUCACCAAGCUGCAAGGCAACGGAUGGCCAGAAUCAACGCUGCUGCUGAAAAUGUGGAGCAGCCUUCAGAGCCCAGUAGUAAUGACUCAACUCCAAAUCGUAAGAACAAAUUGACGCAGCCCAGGACUCCCACGCCUUUCAAGGAUGCCUUAGCCAAACUUGAGAAGAAAAAUGGAGCAAUGAAGAACUUGCCUCAAACACCUACUCGACUUGAGGACAUUGAUGAGUUGAUGAAGAAAGAACAACCAGAUUUGUCGGAUUCGCAGUAUGAAACUGAUACGGCCAGCAUGAUAAAUUAUACCUAUCAGGAUUCUCUGCAAGACAGCGGCUAUGUUGGACUCGCUAAGCGACGCAGUGCUACUCCAGUAGGCAAGGAAAAUGUUCCAAACAAAAAAGUAAGGAAAGCACUCGCACCUUCAUGGAGCACGCCGGGAAACAUCAGUGUUCCGGGUGUAACGGACCCUUCUUUCGUCGUAGAAUCACCCAGCAAAUCUUUGACGGCUGAACGAUCGGUGACAUUUUCACCAUCUUGUUCCUUUGUUGUAGAAACCCCUAGUAAGUCGUUGGUUGGUGACCGGUCAGUACUGUUUUCUCCACCAUCAAUCAUGACAGACCUCGAUGAAGUUCUUGCGGUUCCGGUAAAUGAACCUCCAUCCCCAAGCACUAAGAGUGGCAAUAUUCCAUCUCUGCCAACUCCACCACCAAGCAAACAAUCUGUCGUCAAACGGAUUCACUUUGGAGAUCCAGCGAGAGAUUUGAGAGUGCCGAAGCUUGAUGUACGAUGGGAGAUGGUGGCUUGUGGUAAGACGCAGGAUCAACUAGAGUUAACAGAGCAAGCCCACAAGUACCUGAUCCAGACGGCACUGAAACCCCGAUCUCUGAAUCUCUAGCAGAUCUUAGCCAUAUAAGAUGUUAUAGUAUUACAAAUGAUAAUCUUUCAAAAUUUUAAACAGCAUUUUUAAACAAUGUGCUCUUAUUGGUCAUUGAACACUAGUCUUCUGAUCUGAAAUCGUACAAGUGCCUCCUCCACUCUUGGAUGGAGAGAUAUAUUGUAUGAUUGCAGCUUAGUGAAAUGGAACAUGCCUCUCUUAUGACAAAGGCCUCUAAUUUUAAUGUAUGCAUUUAGCAGAAGUUUCCUUAUGCUGCCUUUAAGAUGUUACAAACUUAUUGCAUGACCAUUUCUCAUUCAUCUCAUCGUAUUUCAUUUAUUUGUGAAUUUGUUUACUUCAAGGAUGCUGUUAUAAGUAGAUACAGUGGGAAUCUAUACCAGUGUUACCAUCCCAAAAUCUGCUGUUUUAGCAUCACUAUUCUUUUAAGUGCUGUGUGAAUUUGAGCUUGAAUGUGAGAGACAAGUAUUCUUGUUAGUGUGUUUCUUGUUAAGUUUCUUGUGUGUUGUAAAGUUUAUCUUAAACCGUGUACUACUAACUCAAUUCAAUGUUUUUGUUUUCUUCUUUCAAAAAUGUAUCUUAGUGUAGUUUUCCCAACCUUGUUUGUCAUCUAGUGGAAGUCAUUUUCACUCGCCAGCAUUUCUCUUGCAGAAAAGACUGGAAUGUAUGUAAUCUCAAAAUUUCAGAUGGGAUAUAGAAAAGGGAACGUACUUUUCAUAUUAAUAAUGUAGUCUUGUAUUCGUACCAUUUAUUGACUAAUAUUGGAAAGCACUUUAUUUAUUUUUAUGAUUGAUUGCAUGUUUGUCUCUUUGUGUAUGAAAACUGCCACUAGGGCUUGUCAAUCAUGUAAUUUUAUUAGGUAUAUUAGUCUCACAAUUUUCUGUGGAACCAAAGCAAAUGUAGCUUAAGUUUCUUUUAAAAGACUUGAAGGUCCUGGUAUUAACAAUGCAAUAUUAAGCUUAAAUUUUGUAGAGUAAAGAUAUUUUUAUUACCUAUUUCAGAAUCUGAGAGAGGGAUUCCAAAGAACUAUUUAUUUGUGUAUGGUUUUGAAACUUCAUCUACUUGUGUUGCUCAGACCAAAGUGAACUGUUUGUAAACUGCUCUGCAUUGCUUGGUGGUUCUUCUAAACAGUGCUGAACAGUUCCAGUUUUGAAUUAUGAACUCAAUAUUGCCAUGUUGUUGGCAAAGGCAUGAACAGACCCAGUGUGAGUUCUUAUUCUGCUUUCCAAAGUAUUACUAAACCAGAAAAUUGGUGUUUUCCUUAUGCUUUCUUUUUCUCAAACAUUCAUGAUAUACUGUGUGAUAAAUUGUAUCUCUGAAAAUUUUCUCAGUAUUCUUACCAGUCAAAGAAAAAAUUUAAAAAUAGAAGUGUCAUCAAGAAAAAGAAUCUCUGACAUUAGAGGCAAAACAAAAGACAGUUAAAUCUGGUUGCUUGUGCUUUACUUCUCAUUUUAUUUCGUAAAGCACAGCUGCUUUUGUACAAAUAUUUAUUUCUCUGUAGAUACUACGUGUUAUGUGUAUGUAUUCUAGUGCCAAUACAUAGAUUUAACUGGAACCAAGACAACACAACUCAGCGUUUGUAAUUUAUAGAUGUGAUGUGAAGUGUUUGUCAUUGGUAAACUCUGCUCACUGUCCGACUCUCUCUAAUUUACUUGCCAUUUUAUUCAAGACUAAAUAUGUUUAGUCAAAAUCGAAGAGCUUUUAAGUCACAUCAAAAGUGGGCCAUUUUAACAAUUACAAUAAUGUACACCAGUUAAUUAUUUAAAAUCCAAUGAUAUUAUUGCCUGCCCCUGCAUAUUUUUCUGAAAUGUUUGCAUGUCCAUAUACUAAUGGUGAAGAUACACCAGUAAAUUCAUAUGAUAUGGCUCUUUUUAAAAAUGUGGCAUUCUAUACAACAUCUUUGCCAAUCUAAUUUUACCUUUAAGAUGUGUUAACUCAAUUGUGCAUCUCAGUAUUUUUACUUCUGUGUGUGUGGCCUGUGUUUAGGUUUUACUUAAAUAUUGUUUGUUCCCUCAACCUAUGGAAAAAUAAUACAUGAUUUUUUCCCCCUUUUCUACA